AUGCAGGGGCGAGUAGGGGAUGGACCGGGUGGAGCCGGCGCGAUCUUCGUUGGGGGGUUGCUUACCGUACCGGCGCCGACCUCUCGUCGCUCUUUCCGUUACGACGGCCCUCGGCCCCCUCCUUCGGGGCAGACGCCGACACAGCCGGAGAGCGGCAGUGAGGAGGAGGAUGAGGAGGAGGAUGGUGAGGGCGAGAAGGAGGAGAACACUGAGGGGAGCGGGGAUGACAGCGAGGCGGCGUGGGACCCAGAGACGCAUGGCGGUGGGGAGGGGGGAGAUGAUGAUGAUGAAGACCACGAGAUGGAUGGGUUGGAGCCAGAGGGGCGGGCGGAGGAGGUGGGAGAGGGUGGUGGAAGGGCGGCGACAGAGGCGGGAUCACAGCAUGUGCGUGAAGGGGGAGGGAGCGUGGGGGUUAAGGUGGGAGGGGGAAAGGCCGUAACCAUCAGGGAGCCGAAGCAGAGGAAGAAAGCGAACAAGUUGAGAGAGCGGGCGUAUCCCUGCACGUUCACUGGGGAGCCCUUGGGCGAGGGUGUGAUCGCUCCCGAGUUCCUAGACGAGGACGGAGGGUCCGAGAGUAGUAAGGGGACUAGCAAGGGUAAUAGGAGGUCGGGGUGGCAAGUUAUGAUGUUCGGACCGUUAGGGGCAGACGAUAAGCGUCAGUGCAAGAUUUGCACAGACAGGAUUUCGUGGAAGCAAUCCACAACAACCCAGGGCGAGCGGCACUUUGCGAGCUUCCACACUGCGCACAUGCAUGUGUGGCAUCACCGUUACCACACCCCGUCGGUUCACUUGCCUGGGGAGACGUUUCCCCGAGGGGGCUACAAGGGAGUGCCGGAUGGCUACGUCUAUCAGUGGCCACAUGCCAAGACUUGGCCGCAGCUCGCCAAGGGGAAAGCGAUGGCAACUGGUGGAGGUGAUGGGUCAGGAGGGAUCGAGCGGUGGAUGACAGCAAAACCGACCUCGGUGCAGCUACGGCAGGCGAUCACGAAGCUGGUGGUCACCUGCGACCUCCCCUUCCGCAUCGUCGAGGCCGAGGCUGUAAGUGCCCCAUCCCAUCCCAUGCUUGAUUGGGCAAGUAUGCGGUUAGUGGACGUGUCUGUCACUUUGUGUUUUGACUAUUUGCGUGUGGCCCAGUGCAGUGCUAUAUUACCUUUAUCGCAUCCCCCUGACGUGUACUACCCUCUCCCCCUUGUCUCUUCCCCUCUCCAGUUUCGUGAGCUACUCAUCCUGUUGAACCGCAACUGUGCGCAAAAAAACUUCAUCCCCUCGCGCUGGACAGUUUCCCGCGACACAGUGGUCUAUGCGGCUGCUGCUCUUCAGUCAGCCAUCGCGGAGAUGCUGGCGAAGGAGGGGGAGCUGGGGUGCAGGGUGUCGUUCACCAUCGACAUGUGGACGUCACCCAACAACAGGGCGUGGCUGGUGGUAACGGGUCACUGGAUCGACGAGGGUUACCAGCUGCGCACAAUGGUGUUUGAAUUCCGGGAAAUUCACGGGCGGCACACGGGCAAGCAGAUGGAGAGGGUGGUUGAGGACACGGUGGUGCAGUGGGGGUUGGAGACGCGUUGUCUUGGGUUCACCUCAGACAACGCCUCUAGCAACACUGCCGCUUUCAGGUGGAUGCCGGAGGAGGGUGGUGGCCAGUGCUUCUUCAACUCGCGCAUGCACUUCCGGCGGCACUCGCUGUGA
Molecule: messenger RNA, 1686 nt
Organism: Closterium sp. NIES-65
Lineage: Eukaryota; Viridiplantae; Streptophyta; Zygnematophyceae; Desmidiales; Closteriaceae
Source: the annotation of a GenBank genome assembly